GAAAAAUGAGGCCUAUCUUCUGUGGAAAUUUUGAAUAUGAUGCCCGGCAGUCUGAGCUGGAGCGGCUUUUUAAGCGAUAUGGGAAGGUUGAUAGGGUGGAUAUGAAGUCUGGAAUAUUUUGGCAUAUCCAUUUACUCCCAAGCUAAUGGAUGGGAUUUUCAGAAAUCCAUUCCUGCCUGAGACGCACAUUCUUCUUUAAUUGAAGAAUCAUUCAAUUUGAUCUGCAAUGGCACAACCGUUCCACGUAUUCCUCAGUCACAUAUGCCCUUCACUUUUCGUGCCUUUUGCCCAGCCUUCAAUCUCAGACAUCUUUUGAGGUUGACAUAUUUGCCAACCUCACAGCAGAGGCAGCAGAAUAGAUGGAGAGGGCACUCACUUUCCAUUGACCCACCAUGACUCCUACUCUUUUGGAUUCUUGUUCUUGACACCAAUUUGUUUAAUACUCAAGGAUUUGCUUUUAUUUAUAUGGAAGAUGACAGAGAUGCUGAGGCUGCAAUUCGUGCCCUCGAUCGUAUUGAAUUUGGUCGGAAGGGGCGCAGGCUUCGUGUUGAAUGGACAAAGCAUGAGCGUGGCGUUAGAAGACCUGCUAGUUCAAGAAGAUCAGCUAAUGGGAGGCCAUCAAAGACCUUAUUUGUUAUUAAUUUUGAUACAUACCAUACCAGAACAAGGGACUUGGAGCGGCACUUUGAGCCAUAUGGUAAGAUAACCAGUGUGAGGAUCAGAAGGAAUUUUGCUUUUGUUCAGUAUGAAUCAGAGGAUGAUGCUAGCAGAGCACUGGAAGCUACAAAUAUGAGCAAGUUAUUGGAUCGGGUUAUUUCAGUUGAGUUUGCUGUUAAAGAUGAUGAUGACAGGCGAGGUGGACAUAGUCCUGGGAGAGGUCAUGAUCGUCAGCGUGACAGGAGCCGUGAUGGAAGGCGGUCACCCAGUCCAUAUCGCAGAGAAAGGGGUAGCCCUGAUUAUGGCCGUGGGCCUAGUCCAUAUAAGAGGGAAAGGGGCAGUCCUGACUAUGGCCGAGGCCGCAGCCGUAGUCGUAGCCAUAGUCCCCUUCGAAGAGAGCAGCAAGUUAGUCCUGUUUAUGGGCGUAGAAGCGCUAGUCCAUAUGGAAGACAGAGGGAUGGCCCUGAUCCUUCCCGUGGGUCUAGCCAAAGCCCUUACCACAAAGAGCGUGGGAGAGCUGACCAUGGAAUCUCUCCUUCCCAUAGUCCUGAUGGAAGGGAGACAAGCCCCCAAAAUGGCCGUGGUCCUAGUCAAAGUCCUUAUGAUACUCAGAAGGCUAGCCCUGUAAAUGGCCACGAGACCAGGGAUAGUCCCGAUGGAAAAGGGAACCCUAGCCCUUACAAUGGUUAUAAAGGAAGCCCAAACACGGGGCUUGAACCAAGGGAUAGCCCCAACUAUAGUGGUCCUGAAAGUCCCAUGCAUGAAGCAUAUCACAGUCAGUCACCCCCUGCAGAAGAAUGAUUCCGGUCUGUGGAUGACAAAGCCAGAAGGGCCAAUUGAAUUGUAAUAUUGGGUUAUGGCAGGACAACAUUUUUUUGUCUUGUUUUUAUCAGAGUACUUUAGCGUAGUGGGGAUAAAGAUCUGGAACUUGUGAUGAUGAUGUUGCAACUGAUUAGUCUUUUUAUUCAUUUAGAUAGUUUCAUGUUUCGUUGUCUGCUUAAUAUUGUAGAAUCUUUGUUUACAGUGAAAUAGAUGGCACUUUAUAUAUCUUGAAUCA
Arachis duranensis is the source of this 1714-nucleotide messenger RNA. RefSeq names its product serine/arginine-rich splicing factor RS40. Gene Ontology annotation, biological process: mRNA splicing, via spliceosome. Gene Ontology annotation, cellular component: nuclear speck. The coding region runs from base 466 to 1458 and encodes 330 amino acids. Gene Ontology annotation, molecular function: RNA binding. The transcript is spliced from 6 exons. Lineage: Eukaryota; Viridiplantae; Streptophyta; Magnoliopsida; Fabales; Fabaceae. The record is from RefSeq and is a predicted model, not a curated record.